UUCAAAUAUAAAAAAAUGCCGAUAUUUUUAAAACCGCUCAUAUUUAAAUGGGAACAUUUUUAUUUGAAAAAAUAUCUUCAAAGUAUCAAGUUAUCUUUGAAUUGCCAUUACAGUUCUCCUUCCCCCACAUCUUGGAUCUUUAAAAAAAAAUUGUCUGUGAGAUCAAACUUUCUGAAUGAAAAUUACUACAACUAUUUCGCAUUUUUAUGAGAUAUCAAGCUUCGAAUUAAAACUUUUUCAACUUUUUGCGAUUUAUUAAUUGAUACCUCGACUUCGCGAAACGACUAAUAUUCUAUACUCGACUUGUUUCUCAGUAUCCACGGACAUGCGGAUGAAUUUUGUCAAAUCGGAUAUCCGAGAAAAUGAAGAAAAUAAUAAACGAGGUAGCCUCGACGGAAUUCGAUCAACGCAGCGCCAACACAGGGAUCGUUUAUUGAUCGUCAUUGAGCCGCAUCAUCAUCCCCCGGUGGCACGCAUUUCGCGGGCAAAUUGUCGGAUCAAUAUCUCACCCCCACGCGGACGGUUGAGCGGCAUCGCGACGAGAGCGAACGAACGAGCGACCGUCAAAGUUUCAAGAACGCCAAGCGGUUUCGCAUCGUCUCGCGCGGCUGCUCCUGCUAGUGAUUCACCGGCGGAUUACUCCGAAAAACGCAAGUGUCUCUCGAACGUGUUGCUUAUUCCUGCCUGCCCGGAUGAUCAUCCGGCCGUGUGACUAUCGACGUUAUGCCCGCAACGUGCUGAAGGACACGGCGCGCGUUGGCCAACACGAAAAAUAACUCGGACCGUGUUGAUCCGAUGACCGUUUGACGGAUGCACAUAUAUGUAAAUCGAGGAAAAGGAUAAUUGACGACUUUUGUGACAGCUUCUCCCAUUUCAACAAAAAAUCCAGACUUGUGUACUUUAUACAAUCGCCGAAUGAAAUGCAAUUGUAAUGUGAAAAUUGUGAAAGUUCUCAUAUUCGGCGAAUUUUUUGUCUCGGAAGUUUUUGAGGGUGGCAUCUCUUUAGAUGCGGGGAAUACAGCGACAGGCGUGUUUCCACACAAGGAAAGCGCUGACAGAGGAGCUGAUAGAAGAAGACUCGAAGAUCGCACGCCACAAUCUCAAUCUCGAGGAAGAGUACGCGACGAUCGUAACGAGGAUAGUCGGUGAAUAAUCAUUCCCGUUCUUUGAGUUUAAUUAACUCGACACAGUUGUGCAUCGACGACUUGUGACGAAAUUACAUCACGAUGUUAGAAAUUAAAUCAGGUGCUGCGCCAAAACACUACCUCUGCUACAUGUACAAAACUAUUGAAGAAUUAAUUGUAUUAGGACUACAAUGAAAAUAGAUGCAUUAUAUAUUAUAUUAUGAAAGAAUAUAUAUACAUACAUAUAUAUAUAUAUAUAUUUAUAUAUAUAUAUAUAUAUACAUUUAUUCACAGUGUAUAUAGAAAGAAUAUAUUCUGAUGAAUAAGCGUUUACACAUACAGUAUUGCUAUAACAUUCUGUAUCAGAAAAGGUUCUUCCUUGUGCUACGAGGUUACUCUUAAUCGAUUAACCAUAAAUAAUUGUUAUGGAAGCGUUUAGGAAAAGAGAAGAUACGACGAUGAUUUAUGCCUACCAUUUUUCUGACGGGCGAGGAUAAUAGAAGAAUAAUAAAGCGCAUAGCGGUUGCAUACACGCCCAACACAAGGCUCAAGCAAAAUAGAUUUAAGCUAGGUAGAAGCGAGAAAACAAUGAGUAUACCGUACGAUGAGAGCUUAAUCUGGAUAGUGGUGGUCGGCUUUAUAGUGGCGUUUAUCUUGGCGUUCGGCAUUGGCGCCAACGAUGUCGCCAAUAGUUUCGGGACGAGUGUCGGCGCCGGGGUUCUCACGAUAUUCCAAGCCUGCGUUCUGGCGACCUUCUUCGAGAUCGCAGGCGCUGUACUGAUAGGAUAUAAGGUUUCCGAUACGAUGCGAAAAGGUAUACUGGACGUCUCGUUAUACGAGGGCCAUGAGAAGGAGUUGAUGUUGGGAGCAUUAUCCAGUUUAGCCGGCUCCGCUAUCUGGCUACUACUGGCAACUGCGUUACGACUUCCAAUUUCCGGUACGCAUUCCAUUGUUGGUGCUACAGUCGGAUUUUCCCUCGUUUGCAGAGGUAUCGCUGGGGUAAAAUGGAUAGCACUCGUUAAUAUAGCUGCGUCUUGGUUUGCUAGUCCCAUACUCAGCGGAAUCGUAUCCUCCGGUAUUUUUUGGCUCCUGAGAAAAUACGUACUACAAUCCAACGAGCCGUUUGAGCAAGGUCUCUAUAUUCUCCCCGUGGCAUACGGUCUGACCGUUGCUAUCAAUAUUAUGUCAAUUGUGCUCGACGGACCUAAAUUAUUAAUGUUGGAUCGAUUGCCGUGGUGGGGUAGCUUGAUAGCCUCGUUGCUACUGGGCAUGUUCGUCGCAAUGAUCGUAUAUGUGUUCGUGGUACCGUGGCAGAGAGCAAGAAUACUACUGGCAUCGAGCGGUAGCGGUGAGGAGACGACGACGCAAUUUAGCGCCUGUCAAGACAAGAAGGAGACAACGGCAUUGUCGGUAAUCUCGGAAGUACCUUGCAGCGACAGCAGCAAUGGUAACGCGAAAUCUAAUUUGGCGGUAACGACACCGCAGUUGCGCGGCAAUAGCAGCGAAAGCCCGUUGCUGAUGGUCGCACAGGCGGACGCGGAGAAUACGCAGGCAGACGGUAUGAUGGAGGAGGAUGAGCAGCCGGAGGUUUCGCGGCUAUUUGCCUUUCUUCAGGUACUCACCGCGGCGUUCGGUAGUUUCGCCCACGGCGGCAACGACGUCAGCAAUGCGAUCGGUCCGCUUAUCGCGCUCUGGGCAGUGUACACGGAGGGCUCGGCCCGGCAGGAGGCCGAAACAUCCAUAUUCAUACUCUUGUACGGCGGCCUAGGUAUCUCCACAGGACUAUGGGUUUGGGGACGCAGAGUGAUACGGACCUUGGGUCAGGACCUGGCGCGUAUCACCCCGAUUACAGGAUUUACCAUAGAGGUGGGUGCCGCAGUGACGGUCCUGUUGGCAAGUAAGAUCGGUCUACCCGUGUCAACGACGCAUUGCAAAGUGGGAUCGGUGGUAUGCGUGGGAUGGGUCUCACGUGGCGGCAAAGGGGUCUCGUGGAAGUUGUUUCGCAAUAUCGCGUUCGCGUGGCUGAUUACCGUGCCGAUGGCCGGCUGCCUGUCCGCCGGCUGCAUGGCCAUCUUCCGCGAAGUGAUUAGUUUGUGAUCGUCACGCGGCCGAGAAGACGCGGCUUUAGACGCAGAAAAUCGCCAUCCAAAUACCGCUCUCCUCUGUUGUCAAUAAAAGUUCUUCAACAAAUAAAUAUGGUCGAACAG
This is a messenger RNA of Formica exsecta, 3331 nucleotides long. RefSeq names its product sodium-dependent phosphate transporter 1-A (gene NaPi-III). The transcript is spliced from 8 exons. Bases 1590 to 3221 code for a protein of 543 amino acids. Gene Ontology annotation, molecular function: phosphate transmembrane transporter activity. Gene Ontology annotation, biological process: phosphate ion transmembrane transport. The record is from RefSeq and is a predicted model, not a curated record. Gene Ontology annotation, cellular component: membrane. Lineage: Eukaryota; Metazoa; Arthropoda; Insecta; Hymenoptera; Formicidae.